GUUGUUUUGCUGCAUCUGGAGACAUGGGAAGCAAGAAAUUAAGACGAGUGGGUUUGUCACAAGAGAUGUGUGAUCGCCUAAGCAGACAUCAGAUUGUUACCUGCCAGGACUUUCUUUGUCUUUCACCUCUGGAACUUAUGAAGAUGGUUGGCCUUAGUUAUCAAGGUGCCCGUGAACUUCUACAUGUAGUUAGCAGGGCCUGUGCCCCACGUAUGAAAACGGCUUAUGAGCUAAAGACACAGAGCUCUGCUCUCUCACCUGCAUUCUUACCGACAACUCUUUCUGCUUUGGAUGAAGCCCUGCAUGGUGGUGUGGCUUGUGGAUCCCUCACGGAGAUUACAGGUCCACCUGGUUGUGGAAAGACACAGUUUUGUAUGAUGAUGAGUGUUGUGGCUACAUUACCCACUGGCCUGGGAGGAUUAGAUGGAGCUGUUGCAUAUAUCGACACAGAGUCAGCAUUUAGUGCUGAGCGUCUGAUUGAGAUAGCAGAGUCUCGUUUUCCCAGUUAUUUUGACAACGAAGAAAAGUUACUUUUGACAAGUAGUAAAGUGCAUCUUUAUCGCGAGCUGAGCUGUGAUGAAGUUCUACAAAGGAUUGAAUCUUUGGAAGAAGAAAUUAUUUCAAAGGGAGUUAAGCUUGUGAUUAUUGACUCUAUUGCUUCUGUGGUGAGAAAGGAGUUUGAUACGCAACUUCAGGGCAACAUGCGAGAGAGAAACAAGUUCUUGGCAAGAGAAGCUGCCUCCUUGAAGUAUUUGGCUGAGGAGUUUUCAAUCCCAGUUAUCUUGACGAAUCAAAUUACAACCCAUCUGAGCGGAGCCUUCGCUUCUCAGGCAGACCUGGUGUCUCCAGCUGAUGAUUUGUCCCUGUGUGAAGGCCCUUCUGGAUCCAGCUGUAUGGCAGCAGCCCUGGGAAAUACCUGGAGUCAUAGUGUGAACACCCGACUGAUCUUUCAACACCUUGGUUUAGAAAAAAGACAGAUUCUCAUCGCCAAGUCUCCUCUAGCUCCCUUCACCUCAUUUAUCUACACCAUCGAAGAAAAAGGCCUGGUUCUUCAAGGCCAACAGAGGCCAUCGGACACUAUGACCUUUGUCUAAAGCUGACGAAAUGUGAUUUGUGAAAUGAAACAGGACCUUGCUGCUUGGAAGAAGGAAACGGAAGACAACAUAAUGGGGAUUAAUUAGUUGAUUGCUGUUGAGAUGGUAACAGAUUUGCCCCUGUACCACUGGAGCCACUGGGCAGGACAGUGAAGAUGAAGAAGCCUUUGUUCAAGUCUCAAGAUGCAUGGGGCUGAAGGCUUUGCAGCCGUGGAUGUCAACAGCCUAAUAAUAAUAAUAAUAAUUUGCACUUAUAUAGCACCUUUCAACUAAGCAUCUCAAAGCAAUUUAACCACAUUAAUUAAUUAAAGCCCACAAUCCCCCCUUGGGAAAGGAGGAGGAUGACGAACAGGAUUUGUAAUGACAGGAAAGAACAUUGUCGAAUAAAGUAUUGUCCACCAAAUAAAAGGAGUAGGUGUAAA
Suncus etruscus (white-toothed pygmy shrew) is the source of this 1516-nucleotide messenger RNA. RefSeq names its product RAD51 paralog B (gene RAD51B). Gene Ontology annotation, biological process: double-strand break repair via homologous recombination. The record is from RefSeq and is a predicted model, not a curated record. The coding region runs from base 24 to 1094 and encodes 356 amino acids. Gene Ontology annotation, cellular component: Rad51B-Rad51C-Rad51D-XRCC2 complex. Lineage: Eukaryota; Metazoa; Chordata; Mammalia; Eulipotyphla; Soricidae. The transcript has 10 exons. Gene Ontology annotation, molecular function: ATP hydrolysis activity; ATP binding; ATP-dependent DNA damage sensor activity.